AAUCCAACUUCCAGUAACCCAGCAGACUGAGCAUCUAACCACAUCUGAGUCAGACCAAUCAAAUCAUUUUCCCUUAACCGAUUUGCCACACCUCUCGUCCACCCCUAUAGGCAUCAGCCGAUCACUAGCAGACCUGCCUGACGACGCAUCUGAGGCUCUUGUUCGACUCUCCCAGCUUCAGCUCAGCCUCCGACUGAUCAAACACUCGACGGCCCUUCAAGUGGUCGAUUUGAUGACGCCAGACAUUGUCUCAUCUUCGGUCGACUGGUCUCCUUGGCUCUACAGGCUUACUGCUCAGUUGACCCGAAUACAGACGGCCUGGCAGCGAGCCGAAACCUCAUGCCGCGUCAGUCUGCUGGCCGAGACUGUGAAGAUCUGGCGAGGCUGGUGCGAGCAGAUCGAGACUGAAACGAAGCCGGAGACCGGGUCUGGAGAUGGGUGCGGCACCGAGUGCGAGUCGGAGGGAUUCGGUGAAAGGUAA
Molecule: messenger RNA, 481 nt
Organism: Protopolystoma xenopodis
Lineage: Eukaryota; Metazoa; Platyhelminthes; Monogenea; Polystomatidea; Polystomatidae
Source: the annotation of a GenBank genome assembly